Molecule: messenger RNA, 420 nt
Organism: Candidozyma auris
Lineage: Eukaryota; Fungi; Ascomycota; Pichiomycetes; Serinales; Metschnikowiaceae
Exons: 1
Coding region: 1-420 (139 amino acids)
Biological process (GO): mitochondrial respiratory chain complex I assembly; response to oxidative stress
Cellular component (GO): membrane
Source: RefSeq, a predicted model, not a curated record
AUGUCGACUUCGAUUUUUCGUACCAUAAAGAAUAUCUAUGCCUCUGGUAUUAAGAGAGCUGCUUGGCAGAUCCAGCACCACAACGAUACCAAGAGAGGUUGGUUAGUUGGAAUCGACGACUGGGGUAACAAGUACUACGAGACCGAUGUGCCAGAGGAAAUCCACUUGAGAACAAGAUGGGUCGAGUACAACGACUGGGAUGUCGACAUCUCCAAAGUUGAGCCAGGUUGGCACUACUGGUUGGGAUACGGUACCAACACCCCACCAAAUAAGUUACCCAAAGAUCAACAAGCAUCCAGGGCAUACCCCUUGGAGAAGCACAAGGAGAACCUCACAAAUACUCCAGGCGCUUUUGUCACAUAUAACACUGCCAAGCCUAAGCAUCAGAGCUGGGCUCCAGAGGUGAGAGAGAGGGUGUAA